AUGGUUGGUCAAGUCGCUGGUUCCAAGGUUCUCCUUCUGGGCUCUGGUUUUGUUACCAAGCCCACUGUCGAUGUUCUUGCCAAGGCAGGCGUCCACGUUACCGUCGCUUGCCGUACCCUCGAUUCUGCUAAGAAGCUUGCCGAGGGCUUCCAGAACACCACUGCUAUCUCCAUCGAUGUCAACGACGAGGCCGCCCUUGUCAAGGCCACAGAGCAACAUGACCUGGUCAUCUCGCUCAUUCCUUACACCUACCACGCCACUGUGAUCAAGGCUGCUAUUAAGGCCAAGAAGCAUGUUGUCACCACCUCCUAUGUAUCUCCCGCCAUGGAGGAGCUUGAUGCUGCCGCCAAGGAGGCUGGUAUCACCGUCAUGAAUGAGAUUGGUGUUGACCCUGGUGUUGACCACCUUUGGGCUGUCAAGACCAUCUCCGAGGUCCACGCCGCCGGCGGCAAGGUCACCGGCUUCAUCUCAUUCUGUGGUGGCCUCCCCGCCCCAGAGGCCUCCAACAACCCUCUGGGUUACAAGUUCUCCUGGUCCAGCCGUGGCGUCCUCCUCGCUCUGCGCAACGCCGCUAAGAUCCUGAAGGACGGCCAGGUCGUCAGCAUUGACGGUCCCGAUCUCAUGGCCACCGCCAAGCCCAUCUUCAUUUACCCCGGCUUCGCUUUCGUCGGUUAUCCCAACCGCGACUCUACCGGAUUCCGCGAGCGCUACGGCAUUCCUGAGGUCCAGAACCUUGUUCGCGGCACCCUCCGCUACCAGGGCUUUCCCGAGUUCAUCAAGGCCCUUGUCGACACCGGUUUCUUGAACGACGAGGCCAAGCCCUUCUUCAACAGCUCCAUCCCCUGGAAGGAGGCCACCCGCCAACUGCUCGGGGCUGCCUCGUCCGACGAGAAGGACCUGAUCGCCGCUGUCGAGGCCAAGGCCAGAUUCCCCAGCACCGAGGAGCGCGACCGCAUCCUCGCCGGAUUCCGCUGGAUCGGUCUUUUCUCUGACGAGGCCACCAUCCCCCGCGGCAACGCCCUCGACACCCUCUGCGCGGUCCUCGAGCAGAAGAUGCAGUACGCCGAGGGCGAGCGGGAUAUGGUCAUGCUGCAGCACAAGUUCGAGAUCGAGAACAAGGACGGCUCCAAGGAGGUCCGCACCUCGACUCUCUGCGAAUACGGUAACCCUGAGGGCUACUCCGCCAUGGCCAAGCUUGUCGGUGUGCCCUGUGGUGUUGCCGUGAAGCAGGUCCUUGACGGUACUAUCUCUAAGAAGGGUAUUCUUGCUCCGAUGACUAUGGAUAUCUGUGCUCCUCUGAUCAAGACGCUGCGAGAGGAGUAUGGUAUUGACAUGAUCGAGCGUACUCUGUAA
Penicillium chermesinum is the source of this 1353-nucleotide messenger RNA. It is a transcript of the gene lys9, whose product is annotated as saccharopine dehydrogenase (NADP+, L-glutamate-forming). NCBI's taxonomy places the organism in Eukaryota, Fungi, Ascomycota, Eurotiomycetes, Eurotiales, Aspergillaceae. The transcript is spliced from 6 exons. Bases 1 to 1353 code for a protein of 450 amino acids. Gene Ontology annotation, cellular component: cytoplasm. The record is from RefSeq and is a predicted model, not a curated record. Gene Ontology annotation, molecular function: saccharopine dehydrogenase activity.